AUCGUUGACGUUAAAAAAAAGGAAAAAAUUGCAAUGCAAAAAUGUAAUCCUGAACAUAUUGUACUCAUAUCAGCAUUCAAAAACGGAGAGUUUGACAAUGCAAGUGAAAUUUUGGCGCGCGAUCACGAAAAUAAAUACGUAGGUCCAUUAGGUGUCCUUCAAAUCACAGCCCUGCAGAUGGCUGCGUGGCAAGGAAACGUAGAUCUGUUGAACCAACUUCACGGAAGAGGCGCCGAUAUAAACAGCAUAGAUAAAAUUGGUAGGUGCGCACUUUAUUACGCGGCGUACAGCGGUAAUACUGAGGUGAUAAAAUGGCUUCUUGAACAUGGAGGAGAUGUCGACAUCAAAAUCGGUAUCUACUCGUCUGAGACCAACAUCCCUAAUGAUGUAGACACCGCGAACAUACAAUAUAGCCCGUUAAAAAGACCGUUGCCAAUACCCGACUGCAAGGGAAGAACACCCUUGCAUUAUGCAGUGGAAAAUAAUCACGCAGACGUUGUGCGCAUUUUAGUAGAAAGAGGAGCAGAUGUGAAUGUUGAAGACGAGGACCGGAUUACCCCGUUGCUCUUAGCAGGAAGCGCGAUGAAUCGCACCAAUCGCACUGAGAUGAUUAACAAGUUCGUCAAGAUCGUUAAAAUUUUAGUCGACGCAGAGGCGUCUGUUAACGCUAUUCAUCCGGAAACGGGUAACACUGCUCUGCACCGUGCGGUAAAGUUAGACAGUGCAGAAGCAACGAUAUUGUUAAAAGAUGCACGGCCGGAUAAAUGCAACAACUCCGGAGCUACGCCUGUUCAUAUUGCCGCGAAUAGAGGAAAUAUUGAAACACUAAGGAUUCUACUUGAAGCAAUAUCAUCCGAUGUUGAUAAACCUGAUAAGUUAACAAUACCCGACUGCUGGGGAAGAACACCCUUGCAUUAUGCAGUGGAAAAUAAUCACGCAGACGUUGUGCGCGUUUUAGUGGAAAGCAGAGCGGAUGUGAAUUUUAAAGACAAUCAUCAGAUCACCCCGUUGCUCUUAGCAGGAAGCGCGGUGCAUCGCACCAGUCGCACUGAGACGAUUAACAAGUUCGUCAAAAUCGUUAAAAUUCUAGUCGACGCAAAGGCGUCCGUCAACGAUUCUGAUCCGAUUACAGGUAACACUGCUCUGCACCAUGCGGUAAUGCUAGGCAGUGCAGAAGCAACUAAGAUAUUGUUAAAAGAUACACGGUUGGAUAACUACGACAAUUGCGGGAAUACGCCUCUUCAUAUCGCCGCGAAUACAAAGAAUAUUGAAAUACUUAACAUUCUACUUGAAGAAAUGUCACACGAGUACAUUGAUAUACGCAAUCAGGACAAUCAUACCGCUCUUCAUAGAGCAAUUUAUCACGGUCAUCACGAGUGCAUAAAAGCUUUGAUCAGAGGUGGAGCUAAUUUAGCUGCCGAAAUAGUCACGGGAUUUACCGGCGUGAAUGAUAUAUUUAGUCAUUUUGCGGAACCAAUCGACUUUUUAACAGACGUCUUGAAUUCUUGCGUACAAAGUCUUGCAACCGAUAAUUCUCCUUCAAAGAAAAUCGAGAGUAUCAUUGUCGACUUCGGUAUAUUGGCUCCAAGAGAAGAGACGCAAAUGGCAGUAGUCGCAGCCAUUAUUGACGCAGUUUUGUAUAAAGAACAACUGGCAAUAUUACAGCAUCCUGUUGUGGAGACCUUUGUCAGAUUAAAGUGGGAGAAAACAAGAAUAUUUUUGUUUCUUUUUAUACUCAUAUUCUUGUCCUUUGUUAUUUUUCUCUCAAACAACGUCUUAAUAUUUGCACAUAAUGAUGCUGAUUACGUAGUGACUCGAAGAAUCGUAGCAAUCUAUUCUUGCAUUCUUUUGCUUCAAAAUAUAUUUCAAGUUAUACCAGAAUCAAAGAAUUAUUUAAAAUUAGAAACAUUGUUGUCAUUUAUAUGCACCAUACUAUCCUUGACAACGAGACAACUAUUCUUGAUAGCGGGAAGGUUCAUAAACUGUUCAAAGGAAGAAACCGAGUCUGGGCAUUGGAUAGACUCGGUGCUACAUUUCAUCAGCAUCGCAGUCUUGCUGAGUUGGAUGCAAAAGAUGUUGUUAGUUACCCAAGUUCUAAUGUGGGACAAUUAUCCGCUCAUGUUUUACACGGUGUUGAUGAACAUUCUAAAGGUUCUCUCAACAUUUCGCUGCUGGAUUAUUGGAUUUGUAUUAAGUAUUGCCGUUUUGUAUCACGGAAACGAUCAAUUUCACAAUUUCUGCAGAUCUAUCAUAAAACCUGUAGUAAUUAUGAUGGGCGAGAAGUUGUUUAAAAUUGAAAACGGUGGUAGUACUUCGCUAUCAGUCAUAAAUGGAAUCGUGUUCAUGGUCUCCGUCAUGUUCGCCAGUAUCGUUCUGAUUAAUCUCAUCAACGGUCUGGUGGUCAACGACGUUCAAGGUCUUGAGAAAAAGGGCCACAUGCGUCGAUUAUUGCAACAAGUGGAAUUUGUCGCACAUCUAGAAAGAGUGAUGAAAUAUCGAAUUUUUCGCAGCAAGUGGCUACAUCAUCGCUUAAGAAAUCUACUGAGCUCGAAAGGCAUAAUAGAUACAAAAAUUACGCUGCUUUAUAAUAACAAACAUAUACAACAUAGGAUUUAUCGUUGGAAGCCUCAGAAGAUUCCGGAUCAUCUAAAAGAAGCUUUAUUUUUGUUAGCCAAGAAAUCUUUCAAGAACAAUAAUUCAGCAGACAAAAAUAUAAAAAUUGACGAUACAAUCUUAACCCAAGUGGUACGUAAAACAAUAUAAUAAUGUCUUAAAAUUGCGUGAUUUAAUUUUCAAUCUAAAUGAUAUGUAUUUAAGAAAAAUGUAUGAAAUCUUUAUGUCGUACCAAUUGUAAAAAGAAUAAUGUAUUGCUUUAUGGAAUAAAUAAUA
Molecule: messenger RNA, 2889 nt
Organism: Solenopsis invicta (red fire ant)
Lineage: Eukaryota; Metazoa; Arthropoda; Insecta; Hymenoptera; Formicidae
Product: serine/threonine-protein phosphatase 6 regulatory ankyrin repeat subunit B-like
Exons: 11
Coding region: 34-2763 (909 amino acids)
Molecular function (GO): protein binding
Source: RefSeq, a predicted model, not a curated record